UGCAUUCAAGGAGGAAAAAAGCAGAGGGAAGGAAAGAGAAGACCGGCAGACACAAGAUGAAGCCCUGUCAAAGAAUUGAAGGGAAGCCAGAGAAUGAGAGUGAACCAACGCUUGAAGAAGAGCCAAAGCCUGAGGAGGAAAAAGAGCCAGAAGAGGAGGAAAAAGAACUAGAAGAGGAGGGAAAAGCUGAGGAAACUUUCAGAGAAAAGCUGAUUCAGUCUUUGCAGGAAUUUAAAGAAGAUAUACACAACGGGCAUUUAAACAAUGGAGAUACAUUCAGAGAAGUGAAUGAAAUAGAUGAGAUCAGGAGAGUAAGAAACAAGCUUGUCGUGAUGCACUGGAAGGUUAAUCGGAAUCACCCUUACCCCUAUUUAAUGUAGUUUUUAAAGUGUUUCCUGAUAUUAACAUUCCUAUAUAGCUUUCUUUUGAUUUGCAUUUUCCUGAUAGAACACUGUCCACCUUUCUGUUUUUUUUUUUUAACUUGUUGCUAUUAGUGUAGCUUGUUGAUUUCAGCGUCGCUCUUGUUACCUGAUCAUUUUUUUCUCUUUUUAUAAAUCAUAGUUUGAACCAGUCUACAAGUCUCUGCCUUUCAGGAGAAGAGUUUUACUCAUUUGUACAAAAAGAGCUUGUUGAGGGGAUAUAAAAUUUUAAAAAGUUACUAAGUAAUAUGGGAAAUCAUAUUUUUGAAAGGGAAGAAUACAUUUGUAUAUUACAUAUAUGCACAGAAAAACAUGAAAGACAAAAAGGAAAGUUUGUGGUAAA
This is a messenger RNA of Condylura cristata (star-nosed mole), 762 nucleotides long. RefSeq names its product WW domain binding protein 5 (gene TCEAL9). Lineage: Eukaryota; Metazoa; Chordata; Mammalia; Eulipotyphla; Talpidae. The transcript has a single exon. The record is from RefSeq and is a predicted model, not a curated record. Bases 57 to 380 code for a protein of 107 amino acids.